AUGCGUUUCACCUCUCUCUUAUGCCUAUUCUCUUUCGGGGCUCCGCUUGUAAUCUCAGCUUCCAUACCUAGUCCUCCGACAGUCUACCUUAUCCGCCAUGGGGAGAAGCCUCCGGAUCCCGAGGACAGCGGACUGAACGCAGAUGGCUUCAAACGCGCAGAGUGUCUCCGGGAUUUAUUCGGUGUGACCUCGCCUUAUAGCAUUGGCCAUGUGAUGGCGCCCAAGAUCAAUUCGCGCGGACAGCAUAGGCGCUCCUAUGAGACCGUAUUCCCCGUCGCCACGGACCUCAGCCUUCCUGUCGAUACAUCUUGCAAGCGUAAUCGCGUGGAAUGCGUGGCGCAACGCAUUCGCGAGUUUAAGGGAACCGGGAAUAUAUUGAUUUCCUGGCGCCAUAGCAAGAUGAGGGAGAUUGUUCAAGCGCUGGGCUAUGAUGACCCUCCGGAGUACCCUGAUGAGCGGUUCGACUUGAUCUGGACCAUUCCGUACCCUUAUGACAAUAUCACCGAUAUUCGAAGCGAAAGAUGUCCUGGACUGGAUGUGCGGGCGGUGAACAACCGAGCGGAGACAGAGCGCCAAGAUUUCAACCUGCCCACCCAAUUUUUUCGAGGUAUCGCCGGCCUUCGCUACUUCGACCGAGCGUUGCCCAAAGAUCCCUCAACCUCCAGUACGUUAUCGGAACGGCUGCGAAGCCAUGCCCAGGCCUUUGACGGUUUGCUGUCGCUGAUCCCGGCCAAAUUCUACUACGGCGAAGAUGGCAGUGAUCAAUGGAAGCGGAAGAAGCAAACCAAGGAGCAGGCCCGUGAAGCAAAGCGGGCGAAGUUGGACCCCGAUUCCGCCAAAUCGGCCAAGGAUGUGAUGGACGAAAACGCCCGGAAGCGUAAACGUGACGAAGAACGGAAUGAGGACGACUCCUCUGACGGCGGUGAACUCGGCUCCGAAUUGCCCAAAGAAGGACUGAAAAGAGGCGACGCGACCACGAAGAAGCAGAAGCAAGCUGAGGAUUCCGCCAAUCCGGACCGCACCCCCGCCAAGUCAGCCGAGGACGCCGAAGCGCGCAAGAAGUUGAAGGAGGAGAAGAAAGCUCAAAAGAAAGCCAGCCAGAAGGAGAAGAAGAAGGUUAAGGAAGCUGCCAGGAAGGCCAAGGUAGCCGAGCAACAGCCAACCGAGACCAAGACCCCUGCGGCAGAGGCCGCGCAAAAAUCCGAGUUGACCCCCGCCAGUAAGACUAAGGAUCAAGACCAAAAGGACGAUGAUAGUGACGACGACGAAAGUGUUGACGGCGUCCCCGCCGAAGAGCUCUCGCUCGAUUUCAGCGCCGAACAAGAAGAACAACCGUCGUCCUCUGCGUCGACCCCGAACUCUGGGUUCGAUGCCUCCAAUCCCCAAUCCGGCAGCUCUUCCAUAUCCUCUAUUAUUCCUCCCAGAGAUAGCACCGUUUCCUCAAGCUCCGAACCAAAGCCUCUCAAGGCUACUCCCGAUGAGCUGAAGCAACGGCUACAGAAGCGGCUCGACGAGCUUCGCGCAGCUCGCCAUGCGGACGGGCUGAAUGGCAAGCCCGCCAGAAACCGCCAAGAGCUCAUCGAAGCCCGACGCCAAAAAGCCGAGCAACGCAAAGCACACAAGAAGGAGCUGCGCCAGAAAGCUAGGGAAGAGGAGCAACGGGCGAAGGAUGAAGCCAUGGCCCGACGCUUUUCUCCUGGCGGCUCCGGAUCCCUCCUCGCAUCCCCGCGCUCCCCGGCUGACUCUGUUGGCUCGAACAACAACUUCGCCUUUGGCCGUGUUGUCUUCGCAGACGGUCAACACGCUGACCCUACCCUUUCCAACGUCCGGGAACAACACAAGAGUCAAGGGCCCAAAGACCCCGCCGCGACGCUGAAGGCCGUUGAGGCCAAGAAGGCGAAGCUUGCCGCCAUGGACGACGAGAAGCGUGCCGAUAUCGAGGAGAAGGAUAUGUGGCUGAAUGCGAAGAAGCGGGCGCAUGGCGAGCGAGUCCGCGACGACACCUCAUUGCUAAAGAAGGCCCUCAAGCGCAAGGAGACGGCCAAGAAGAAGUCGGAGCGCGAAUGGAAGGAGCGCCUGGAUGCCGUCAAGAAGGGCAAGGAUAUGAGACAGCAGAAACGCGAAGAGAACCUCCGGAAGCGACGGGAAGAGAAGGGCAAGGGCGGCGGUGGUGGCAAGAAGCAGACUGGGGGCAAGAAGAAGUCCAGACCCGGAUUUGAAGGCAGCUUCAAGGCCAAGUCUGGGGGAAAGAAAUAA
Messenger RNA from Aspergillus ibericus CBS 121593, 2256 nucleotides. RefSeq names its product putative 60S ribosome biogenesis protein Rrp14. The record is from RefSeq and is a predicted model, not a curated record. Gene Ontology annotation, biological process: ribosomal small subunit biogenesis; ribosomal large subunit biogenesis. Bases 1 to 2256 code for a protein of 751 amino acids. Lineage: Eukaryota; Fungi; Ascomycota; Eurotiomycetes; Eurotiales; Aspergillaceae. Gene Ontology annotation, cellular component: nucleolus. Gene Ontology annotation, molecular function: RNA binding; DNA binding. The transcript has 6 exons.